GGGGCGCAUGCGCACAGCGGAGCUCCAUCUUUCCAUCCCGAGCGCAGAAGAGCAGCGGAUGUGUUGAUGCUUUUGGACGUUUUGUUUUUAUUUUUAAACCCCCAGAGUCGAUGUGAAACGAACGCGAGCGGAUUCCUGCUCCGUUAUUGUGCUCCAGGGACCCUGCAGCGAACGCGAUGCGGCGCGAGGCGGGUGUUAUGAGGUAGAUCGAGCCGCUGCUGCUGCGCUUCGGCCGCGGAGACACAUCUGAGUGUAAAUCCGCCGCAGGAGCGUUUCCGGCCCGCUCGCGAGCAGGAACCAUGAGUUUGCGAGAGCUGUAUCUGAACGGGCCGCGAUGAGCAGUGCGUAUGAAGCCUGAGCACUGUGGAGACGCCUGCUGACCCUCGGCCUGCUGGGAGCUGCCACUCUUUCCAUGCGUUUGCUCAUUUGAGGUGCUUUUAUGUCCAGAUUGGAAGAGCUUUCGGACUUCUUUCUCAUGGCUUUGAUUGGUCAGACACUAGCGGUGGAGAUCCUGUCUGCAUCGAGUGGUAAAGUAAUGCGGCUCUUCCUCGUGGCUGCUCUCUGAGCGUCUCGUUGCGGUCCUGUUGCGCUCCGUCUUCCCUCUUCUGAGCGUCAGAAUGAGACAUUGUGUCGGGACAGAGAAGAGCGUGUGAUCUCUCACCAGGAGUUUUGCACCGGUCCAUAAAAAUGAAUGGAGGAAAAGAGAGGGAGGGUGUUGAGGGCAGAGGUCAGCUGGCUCAGGUGCCCAUCGGCUGGCAGCGCAAGGUGGACGUCUCGGGGGUCCUGUAUGUCAGUCCGAGUGGAUCAGUGCUGUCCGGCCUCGAGCAGGUGAAGUCGUACCUGCUGACCGACGGAACCUGUAAAUGUGGUCUGGAGUGUCCUCUCGUCCUCCCCAAGGUUUUCAAUUUUGAUCCUGGUGCGGUGGUGAAGCAGAGGACAGCGGAGGAUGUGAAGGCCGAUGAGGAUGUGACCAAGCUCUGCAUCCACAAGAGAAAGCUGAUCGCAGUAGCUACGCUUCACAAGAGCAUGGAGCUGCCACCUCCGUCCCUAACGCUCACCAGCCCCGGUGGAGGAACAAGUGUGACCUCCAUGGCCUCUACCGCACAGCCUCGAGCAAUAAGGAGUAAAACCCACGAGGGCCAGCCAGAAUGUAAGAACCCGUUCAAGGCUAUGAUGGCUGCGGGGCAGCGGCACUUCUCUCCAGAUGCGUGCGGCCCGCAGCAAGAGGUUUUCCCUGCGUUCUCGCGGCAGAGGCAUGGAGGCAUGCUGAGCCCUCCCUCGCAAGCCUUCGGUGACGGCUCUCUGUCCCCACGAACGGACGCUCUCGGGAGCCCCGACGGCUUUGUGCGCAACACCCCCUGCAGCUUCCAGGGGACCGGCAGCCCUGGGUCCAUGCACAGCAGCGGUCGCAUCCCUCUGUCUUCUCCCGGAGUCAUGAUGCACGGCUCACCCGCUGCCCAGUCGUCUUGCAUCAUGGCCGGAAGGACUAACAUGCCUCUGUCUCCCCCGGUCCCCAAUAAGAGCCCCAUCAUGAAGAAGCCCCUGUGCAGCUACCAGCCGGGCAUGGACUCCAGCAGGGCUGUGUUCCCUCACAAGACUCCGUCUGCUCCCGCCUGUGCCCUGCAGAGCAAGCAGCUGAGCUCCGAGAAGGACCCUCUCGGGAUCCUGGAUCCCAUCCCCAGUAAACCCAACCCCUCCGCUUUCCAGCCCAGCGCCCACUCUCAGGUACCAAUGAUGAAUGUAAACAUCCCCCCUGCCAUUGUUCCGCUGCCGAGUAACCUUCCUCUGCCCUCUGUAAAACCCGGACCGGUGGGUCACAUGCAGAGGACGCAGCACACCGCCUCAGUCUCGCCAUCGCCCGUCACCUCACCCGUUCACAUGUCCGGCCCGGCCCUGGGCCGCAUGGAGGCGUCUCCGCAGCGCUCCCGCUCCUCCUCCACCUCCUCAGAGCAGGGUGGCUUUGCUGUUCCACCCUGUGGCACCAUGAAGGUGCCGCCACGCUCUCCCAGGUCCUCCAUGAGCUCGCCCCGGCCCGCUCUGCCCUCCAGCCCGUCUGGAAAACCGGACGCUCUCCACCAAUACAAGGAUGUGCCCAGCCAGCUGCUGGCCGGGAUGAGCGCUCAGCACAACCCCAUGUAUCCGCCGGCCCCGGGCCCUGCCCUGCAGAAGGAGCAUCCAGGCCUCUUGGGAAUGCCACUGAACCAGAUCCUUAACCAACACAAUGCUGCCUCUUUCCCCGCCAGCAGCCUCCUCUCAGCGGCCGCCAAAGCACAGCUAGCAAAUCAAAACAAGCUGGGGAGUGGCGGGGCGAGCGCGGGUCCGUCUGAUGCUGGCAGGGCCGUCGAGGGCCACAAUGCUCUAAAUACCAUGCUGCCACCCAACCCUGGCAUGAUCGGGGCUAGCAGUGAGGGCCAGAGUGGACGUGCAGCGCUUCGGGACAAGCUAAUGGCGCAACAGCGCGACCCUCUGCGCAAGCGCAAGCUUCCUCCCAGCGCUAAUCACGACGCCUCUUUCUUCAUGAGAUCGCCCUGCCCCUCGGCUGAGCAGAUGAGGAAGACUGCCCGGAUGCCCUCCAACACCUCGAUGGCUCAGCUGCUGCAGUCUCUGAGCAACCACAGCUCGCAUGGUCCCCGGGGCCGAAGUUUGUGCGAGGCUCCGAGCGUGCAGGUCCAGCAGCGGCUCCACGGCCCUGGAGUGGAGUCUACGGUGCAGUAUCCUGCCGGGAUCAACCAGAUGCAGGCCACGGCCAUGGGAAACUGCAGGCCUGUGAACCAAAGCGGACAAGUUCCUCACGGAAACCACGUGUUGAGUCACGCAAACGUUCACUUCCAGCCACGCACCCCGCAGAACACCACCUGCAUGCUUCCCAGCGGUGCUGAGGGUGCGCCCGACACAGGUGAUGCAGCGGCUCUGAGCUGUAGCAUGGCUAACGCUCCUCAGAUGAUGGCAUCAGCUGGGCACCUGUACCAUCAGCAUCAUCAGCAGCAGCAGCAUCCGGUGCUGCACGUCUCUGCUUAUCCCGGUCAGGGCCAUUCCUUCACUACAGCUCCUUUCACAGACAGUAACGUUCCCAACUCCAACAGUCUGCCUUGCCUGUACCAGGAUUACCAGGGCUGCAUGUCUGAAGGCGGUCCGCCGGCUAUGAACUCUCUCUCUGGAGACGCAGGCCUGUACCGUGACGCUCCGCAGAAGCUGCCAGCCGAGGUGUCCGUGCCAGGAGGCUCUGGAGGUCAGAGUUCAGUGGACGCGAUCUAUAGAGCGGUGGUGGAUGCCGCAGGGAAAGGCGUGCAGGUGACCAUCACGGCGGGUGCGAGCGGAAGCACACAGGCCAGCCCUGUCCCAGCGCUCAGUGCCAUGAGUACCUUCACCGCCUCUAUCGGUCCUCCGCUUGGCCUGCCUCACGCCGUCAGCGCUGUUAUUCAUGCCCCGCGGGGAUCAGAGGGCACAAGCCGGCCGCCGGUCAACCGCAGAAGCUCUGAGCAGAACACCCCCGACUCCGCUGACGCCCACGAGUUCUUCCGCUCGCCACGGCCGCAUUGGGACGAGCCCAGCCACGUGACCUGGAGAGAAGAGAUCCUGGAGUGCUCCACGCAGAUGCGCAGCAGCAAGCCUGAGAGGAAGGCUCUAAUGGAGUGUCCGGCGGAGACGGCCUCGGACGCUCAAAUGGACGACAGCGUGACUCUGCGGUUCAGUCACCGAGCCAGAGAGCGUCUGGACCUCAACGGAGCGCUGCCUCGCGCCGGAUACGGGGAGCCGCUCACUGGAGACGACCAGUCGCCCGGCUCCUCCACCAGCUUAGAAGGGCCGCUGCUCAAAGACUACACUCACUUCAAUGGGCACUUUAACGGACACUGUGCGCCCAGCCCCUCAGACACCAAGAGCCUCAGCAGCGAGGAGGAGCUGCGGCACCCUGACUCUCCGUCAGCAGAGCUGCUGCACUACAGGCCCCGGGCCUUCAACAUGGGCGAGCUGGUCUGGCCAAUCAAAGGCUUCCCGCCCUGGCCAAACAAACUAAUGGGAGAAGAGCAUGGGCGCAAUCCCAGCAUGCAACUGUCAGAACAGGCCAAGGUGGAACCAGAGCAGCUGAAAACACUAACACAAGAUCUUCAGAUGCUGGACAGAGCCAGCAAAAAAAACAGGAAGGCGGGAAAGCUGAAUCAUCAUUUAGAAGCUGCGAUUCAUGAGGCCAUGAGUGAGUUGGACAAGAUGUCUGGAACUGUUCACCAAGAUCGUCAGGUCAAACUGCCCAAACCCAAAAGGAGGAAGAUCUCCAGAUAACAGCAGCGUCAGUGUGUGUCUUUCUCUCUCUUUGAUCGUGGUGCUACACUCUAGCAGACGGCUCUUCAUGGCCCCGCCCUCAUCCAGUGACUGACAGGUGCUGGAUCAGCCAAUUAGAAAAGGCAGCAAAAACAACUUGCUGAAGAACUAUUUUUUUCUAGUGUACAAGGAAAAAUAUCAAAAAUGCAAAAAAAAGAAAGAAAAAAAAAGAAAGAAAAUUACUGCAUUUAAGAACACAGACAGUCCAAAUAUUUCUGAUAUGUUUUUGAUGUGUACAUAGACAAUACAGAAAUUUCAUGGUAAAAACAUGGGAAGAAGUGUAAAUACUGUAGGAUAAUGACAUGUACAAGCCAACUCAAUGCACACUUUAUCUUCAGCUGUACAAAACACAAAGCAGAAAUGUCUCAUUGGCCCAUAAGGCCCUGCGACAUUACAAUGAAUAAGAGUCAAUCUGAGACUUUUCUAAGCUUCAGUUUGAGUUGUAUUUUGUGUGUGUGUGUGUGUGUGUGUGUGUGUGUGUGUGUGUGUGUGUGUGUGUGUGUGUCAGGGUGGACUUCACCAGCUCAAUGCGUUAGAUGCGGGUUGGAAUCGAGCUUGUGGGCUUCUAUAUAUAUAUAUAUAUAUAUAUAUAUAUAGUUCAGGUCUUCCAGCACUAAACACUAAUGCAUGAAUGUUUAUCAUUGUCCCGUGUCAUUCUGCUUUACAGUCUUUAUACGGUUAAGUUGGCCUCUACUUCGUGGUAUUUGUUUGAGUUAGACAGCAGUAGUUCGUUAGGUUUCAUUGGAGUCAUUCAUACCGUAAUGGCCAACAAAGAGGAAAACUAGGGGCCUUAUAAUGGGUGUUAUAAAUGAUGCAUAGACUCCCUGUUUAUUUCACAUGUUCAGUUAAACUUGGCAAUAAUACGGCCCUGCGCACAAAGCCUUAUACUUGUGCACACACUUCAGUAUUAUUCCGUUAUCACAGUGUUUCUUUGCCAUUCAGCUUGCACUCAGUAUUUUCUCUUUUAAAGUUCAAGAAAUGAUCAGUACUUGUGGAAGAUCUUCAUUUUGCUGUCCACCUAAUGAUAGAAGCCCCCAGUCAUAUCAGUAAUGAAAUAAAACUUGAUUUACUCUACAUAAAGAGGCUCAGGAGCCUCAGCCGAACAGCAAUCACUUUAUCUCCGUAAUGUGGAAAAAGGAAAACGUUCUCAGUAGCUGCAGACUUUGGCUUUUGGCACUGCAUCCACAUGUCAGGUGUCCGAAUCAGUCACAAACAGGAACAUAUCAGCCAGACGACGUCAGAAACCACAGAGCAGUGUUUUCUUUGAGUGCUGUAUCAUGAAAGGACACAGAUGAGCAAAUCUCAUACAGACUCAGGAAAAUCCUGCUAUCGUUCAGAUUCGGGUUCAUGGGGUUCAUGAGAGACGUUACUUCUGAGUGACAAACCGAUAGGUGUUUGUUGUUGUCUUUGUGUCUGUUAUACUUUCAUGAAUGGAACAGAAAGGUUAGAGAAGUGACUGUAGGGAUCAUAGGCCAGGGGUCAGAGGUCAGUGCCGGUUGUACAGAAUCAUUGGACAACAUGAUGUGACAUGGACAUCUGCCAGUAACACUAAGUCAAUAUGAAGAGCUGAUUAAAUGAUUAAACUCUAUAGAUAUGUGUGGGAUUUGCAGCACAUUGCUGUGUAAAACACUCAUCAGUUUGAAACUCUAAAGCAGGGCAGGUUAAAUAGCUCUUGGCCAUUUUCUCUCCUUGUCAUCAAUCUUUACAGAAAUCUCACUACAAAAUUAAGUGCAAUAUUUCCUUUCCGUUGAACUGGGAACUAUAUCGGCACAGAUAUCGUUGAUGGCGUCUCUGAGGUGAAACCUGCUCAUGACUCGAUCGACUCGUGUGUUUCUGCUGGUGAAGUCGACUCUGUUGUCAGUGCAAUGCUGCGGCUCUGUGUCUAAAGUCUUACUGUUCAAGGUCAAAAACAUUUUGUGUUCAUGUGGUCAGUGUUGCCCAAAACAUUUUCCAUUUCAAUUCUUGAGUCCUUUUCUUUCAUUUCCUGUGUGUGUGUGUGUGUGUGUGUGUGUGUGUGUGUGUGUGUGUGUACACAUUUUUAUUUUAUUCUCUUUGCUUGCUAUUUUAUGAUUGGUAUCUGACUGGUAUUACAAACCUCUCUGAUGUCAAUAUUUUGUUUUCGAUACGUAUCUGAGUAUAUAUUUUCUCACCAGUAUGUACUUUACAGCAGUCGACUUUGUAAAGUAUGUUGUGCACUUGAUUAUGUUUGUUUCUGAUAGCUUUGAUGUGGCUGUUAGGCUUAGUUUGUUAAAGUCCAUAAUUUCUUAUUGUUUCAUUUGAUUUUUUUAAGAUGUCCUAAACAGCAGUUUUGUAAAUAUUGUGAACAUUACAGGUCAUGCUGUGAUGUGACAUUGAAAUGAUAUUGCACCAAUGUUUCAAUUAAAACCUGGUCACUAAAA
Molecule: messenger RNA, 6716 nt
Organism: Puntigrus tetrazona (Sumatra barb)
Lineage: Eukaryota; Metazoa; Chordata; Actinopteri; Cypriniformes; Cyprinidae
Product: methyl-CpG-binding domain protein 5-like
Exons: 10
Coding region: 688-4278 (1196 amino acids)
Cellular component (GO): nucleus; chromocenter
Molecular function (GO): chromatin binding; DNA binding
Source: RefSeq, a predicted model, not a curated record